Molecule: messenger RNA, 1726 nt
Organism: Bactrocera oleae (olive fruit fly)
Lineage: Eukaryota; Metazoa; Arthropoda; Insecta; Diptera; Tephritidae
Product: vitellogenin-2
Biological process (GO): lipid catabolic process
Molecular function (GO): lipase activity
Source: RefSeq, a predicted model, not a curated record
CGCGAGCACAAAGUAUGCGUCCAAUAAUCAUAAAAGCUAAAUAACUGCAAUAAAAAAAUCGCGUUAGCAAACUAGAUUUUCUUAAUCAAGUAAAGUAGCAAGCGCAUACUUGAAAGGUUGCGGCCAGACGCCUUCAACGGUAUCACCAACGCCUUCGCAGCAAAACACUCAAAAGAGAUAAGAGAAGACGUUAAAUUUCGCCAAUAUUCUUUACAACCUCAUAUUAUAUAAUUAAUGGGCGCCCAUAUGACACCGCUAAAAUUUGUUUAAAUAGCAACGAUAAUAAGUAGGUUUUAUGCGAUCUAACUUCUUGAUAAAAAAUCGCUCUGAACAUAUAAAUCGGCGGCCAGGAUGAGCGUUAGAAUCAUAAACGGUUUAAAGCUUGAGAACUUCACAUAGAACUUCUAAGGAACUCGUGAUUUUUUCUUUACAAAACAAAUAAAAAAAAAUGAAAGUCGUUCAGUUGUUGUUGGCAGUUGUUGUAAUCAAGCAGUGUUUUGGCCAGUAUUAUUUGAAUAUAACUUUGUUUGAUAUUCUUAAAAGUGCCCAGCAAAUCGCAACUGGACUCGCGGAAUCCCAAGGCAAUCAAUUGACGGCGGAUUAUUAUUUCAGAUAUACGACAAAUGCAGUGCUUGGAUUUCCAACGGUUUGGACCAUUACUGCCGUGAACGCUAUAUGCUCGGCAGUUUUGAGCGAGGAUGCCAUCCACCCUAGCCCGGAGGAUAUACCAGACGUUGAAGACAUUUCAAUUCAGCUACGCACACCAUGUAAUGUAAGAUCGUAUCCAAUAAAAGAACUGAUCAGAAUAGUGGACGAUCCCGAUUUCAAUAUCACCAAGAAAGUAGUUAUCGCGUCAUCAGGUUGGCUUACCAAUGCCAACACAUCGGAUAAUAUGCUUCAGGGAAUCGGCAAAGCAUACCACUGUCGUGGCGAUACAAAUUUUUUGGGAAUUGAUGUGGGAGGCUAUAUACAAACGCUCUACACCUGGUCUUCGCUGAAUACACAACGAAUUGGCGAACUACUCGCAAUUGCAUUAGUGGAUUUCGUAGAAGUUGUGCCGUUGGAAAAUAUUCAUUUGAUGGGCCACAGUUUGGGCGCACAAAUCGUGGGAGAAACAGGACGACAUUUUUCACGCCUAACCGGUAAAAAAAUACCGCGUAUCACCGGUUUCGAUCCAGCCGGCCCGUGCUUUAAUUAUGGUGAAAGGCUGACGACGCUUUCGGAUAGCGAUGCCGCAUUCGUUGAUAUCAUCCACAGUGAUCCCGGUAUCGCCGGUCAGUCAGAGCCCACGGCGGAUGCGGAUUUUUUCGUUGGCGGCCGUUUUCCCAUACAAAAUGGUUGCACCGAUGCAUCUUGUUCGCAUGAACGAUCUUGGCAGUACUACAUGGAGUCGGUGUAUCCGGGUAACGAGUAUGAUUUUCCGGCUAUACGUUGUACAUCGCUCUUGCGUCUGGAGCAGGGACGUUGUGUGGGCGCUGAGUAUCCGAUGGGCAUUGCGACACCGACAAAUCUGCAGGGGUUAUUCAUACUAAGGGUAAACCCGAUCGAACCAUUUGGUAUGAAUGCUACAUUGAGUUAUACAAGUCCUCUAUCGCCGUGCGGUGCGUGUAUAUUCCCUAAUUUGAAUUAAUUUUACGAGUUACUAUGACGUAAUGCCUGCUUUGUGUUAUUCAGUUUCUCAUUAAAUAUUGCAGCACUUUCAUAAAGAUUUUUGUUUCGGAAUAUA